Erythranthe guttata (spotted monkey flower) is the source of this 1609-nucleotide messenger RNA. RefSeq names its product Adenine nucleotide alpha hydrolases-like superfamily protein. Gene Ontology annotation, molecular function: tRNA binding; sulfurtransferase activity. The record is from RefSeq and is a predicted model, not a curated record. Gene Ontology annotation, cellular component: cytosol. NCBI's taxonomy places the organism in Eukaryota, Viridiplantae, Streptophyta, Magnoliopsida, Lamiales, Phrymaceae. Gene Ontology annotation, biological process: tRNA wobble position uridine thiolation.
UUUUAGCAAAAUAUGGCUUGCAAUUCCGGUACCUGCCAAUCCGGUUCCUGCAGAGACGAAUUUUCCGCCGGCGAAGACGGCCGGAAGCAACGGCCGGUGCCGGAAAUUGGAAAUGGUUCCGAUCACGCUUCGCCACGCCGCGGCGAAUCCAUUGCUGAAGGCGUCUGCAUCAAGUGCAAGGUUAACGGAACCAUCGCAACCACCCACCCUGCUAUUACCGGAAGCGGCGGCGACGCCGGGAGAUUCUGUGCCGAUUGCUUCCGGAGUAAUUUAUUUGGCAAAUUUCGGUUCGCCGUCACUUCGAACGCUAUGAUUUCGCCUACUGAUAAUGUUCUGGUCGCAUUCUCCGGCGGUUCUUCCUCUAGGGUGGCUCUUCAAUUUGUUCACGAGAUGCAACAAAAAGCACAGAAGAAUUUCGAUGCAACAAAAAGCACAGAAAGGGUGUUGCCAGUAUUCAGAGUUGGGGUAGCUUAUAUUGAUGAAACCACCGUUUAUCCUGUACCGUCGAAUGACUUCGAUAGAGCGGUCAACGAAAUGGAACUCAUUGUGUCGAGUUUAGCUCCACCGGAAAAACAAUUUUUUGUUGUUCCAACUGAAAGUAUUUAUUCAACUGAUUUUACUGCCGAGAGAGACCGACUGACCAAGUUAGUUGAUGCUGUCAGCGACGUCACUGGAAAACAAGAUCUCAUGAAGCACCUUCGCAUGUCAUGUUUGCAAAAGGCUGCUUAUGAAAACGGAUACACCAAGAUUGUUAUGGGAACAUGCACAUCUCAGAUAGCAUGUCAUGUCCUUGAAGCAACUGUCAAGGGGCAGGGAUUCUCUUUAGCUGCAGAUAUACAGUAUGUUGAUGCAAGGUGGAAAAUACCGGUUGUGCUUCCUCUUAGAGACUGUCCGUCUGAGGAGUUGAAUAUGUUAUGCAGUUUGGACAGUUUAAAGACUGUGGAAUCAUUAGAGCAACCUCGUUCUGGCAUUAAUGGGUUGAUAUCCUCGUUCGUGAAAUUAUUACAGGUUGAGAACCCUUCACGAGAAAGCACAAUCGUAAGGACAGCUGGCAAGCUCACACCGUUCAGUUUCAACACGGCUCCUGAAGUUGGUGAUGUCACCACUCAUUUAGCUUCUAAGAGGCGGCAAAAGAAAUACAACUUAAAACCCGAUGAAUCUCUUCCCACAGAAUCUUUCUGCCUUAUAUGCAACAGCCCACUGAAGAAAACCAACGAUUUUCACCACGGUGAAACACAUGCUGAAAUUUAUUCCGGUACAUGCUCCAGUUGCCAGUUCCAGAUUCUUCCAAAGGAUAAUUCAUCGAUGGAGUACUUUUGUUCGCUGCUUCCUCAGUCUAUGACAACCCUGCCUAAGUAUACUAAUGACAACCAAAAGCUGUUACGGGAGCAAAUACAAGAUUGUUUGUUGUCGGAGAGUGAUGAUGGGACAUCGUGAUUUAAUCAGCCUCGUUCGAUUUGUACCAUGUUCACUGCUGGAAUCUGGUUAGGAGAGUGUUUAUUUUCGUGCGAUUUUAUUGUGUUAUAGAUGGUUAUGUAUACGUAACCAUAUUUAUUCAUAAGGAAGAUCUUAGAACUAUACCGAAAAACAAUUUUGACGAUAUUACACC